AUGUCCUAUUUCAUGUCUCCACAGACUCAGCCAGGUCUUCCGUCUUCUGGCCAAGGUGGGGCCGCUUCUCCGGGCUCAUCUCUCGGCCUCUAUAGUCUUAUAGAGCCAUGGGUGGUGGUUUCUGGUGGACAAGGCCCACUGAGCCAGAAAGCUGAGCAGGUGACACCUGUUGCCCAGGCCUGGGGCCCGGCCCCUGGGGGCGCUGGCUGGGAGCCACCGAGGCAGGAGUACAACUGGUACUGCCACAAAUUCCCCGCCGCGAGGCAGCCGGAGAGCCUGGGCUGGGAGGAUGGCUACUCCAGAAGCAGAGCCCCUCAGCUGGGCGGCCCCAGCAGGCCUGCGCCCCUGCUGCUGUGUGGGCUGUCACCUGGGGCUCCGCCGAUGCCCGUCGAAGUAGGGGGGAAGGAGGCCAGCUCCCAGCCCGACAUCUGCAUCCUGACCUUGGCCAUGAUGAUCGCUGGCAUCCCCACUGUGCCUGUCCCGGGCCUGCGGGAGGAGGACCUGAUCCAGGCGGCUCAAGCUUUCAUGAUGGCCCAUCUGGAGCCGGAGGGGGCUGUGGAGAGGGCCCAGUGGGUGCAGGCGCAGGCCCACAAAGCCUCUGGGCCAAUGGCCUUAGCAAGAUCCCGGAGGGGCCAGCCUCCUGGCUCCUACUUGUAG
Molecule: messenger RNA, 657 nt
Organism: Rangifer tarandus platyrhynchus (Svalbard reindeer)
Lineage: Eukaryota; Metazoa; Chordata; Mammalia; Artiodactyla; Cervidae
Source: the annotation of a GenBank genome assembly